This is a messenger RNA of Hordeum vulgare subsp. vulgare (domesticated barley), 2266 nucleotides long. Its product is annotated as 2-alkenal reductase (NADP(+)-dependent)-like. The record is from RefSeq and is a predicted model, not a curated record. Lineage: Eukaryota; Viridiplantae; Streptophyta; Magnoliopsida; Poales; Poaceae. Bases 344 to 1102 code for a protein of 252 amino acids. The transcript is spliced from 8 exons. Gene Ontology annotation, molecular function: oxidoreductase activity, acting on the CH-CH group of donors, NAD or NADP as acceptor.
AUCCGGAGCCGCCCCCGUCGCCGUGCCGUCCAGCCCCUCCUCCUGCAGCCACCCUACCCUCCCUCCGCAGCCAGGGGGUCCCGGCCUCGCCCUCGCCCUGACUCCCCGUCGGCCGGCCCCGGCGACCGGACGAGGAAGCCCGGCAGCGCCACCAGUGGAGGGUUCAUUGUCGUCGCCCGGUCCCAGAUUCGCGUGAUCCACGCGAAUCCGGCCCCCGUCGCCUCCCCGCGCCCAUCGCCCGUCGCUCGCUCGUCGCCUCGUCGUCGGUGGUGGUGGCUCCGCCCUCCCCCUCCCUCCGCGUCGCCCAGGUCGAGCUCGUCCUCCUCCCCUCUCCCUAAGUUGGAUGAGGGGGAGGGAGGACGACAUGUCGCUCGUCAACGGCGGCGCCGUGCCGCUGCGCGUCCCCGAGGCCGCCGCCGGCCCGGCCGUGCUGGUGAAGAACCUCUACCUCUCCUGCGACCCCUACAUGCGCGGCCGGAUGCGGGACUUCCACGGCUCCUACAUCCCCCCGUUCAAGCCCGGAUCUGUUAUAGAAGGGUUGGGCGUGGCAAGAGUGGUGGACUCCACUCAUCCGGGGUUCGUCGCCGGCGACAUUGUUUCGGGAAUGACUGGCUGGGAGGAAUACAGCCUGAUUGACAAGCCUGAACAGCUGAACAAGAUUCAGCAAAGCGACAUACCACUCUCCUACCAUCUGGGGCUUCUCGGCAUGCCUGGUUUUACAACUUACGUUGGAUUCUAUGAAAUCUGCUCACCGAAGAAAGGAGAGUUUGUCUUUGUUUCUGCUGCAUCUGGAGCAGUUGGUCAGAUUGUCGGUCAACUUGCAAAGCUCCAUGGCUGCUAUGUUGUCGGAAGUGCUGGAACAAAUGAGAAACGUAAGACUGGGUGCACCUUAAACUGCAAGUGCAAGGAUUGCCGUAAUCCCUUUGGGGCCAGAGAGGCUGGUGUGUCCAACGCUAGUCCAGGAGAAACCACACCACCAUCAAGCACUGGAACGAAACCCGACCGAUGCCAUUACAAGGUAAACAGAUGCAAAAAAGCGGGGCUGUUACUGUGUGAAGCACAAGGUCAGGUGCACCUCAUAUUGCAAGUGCCUAGGGUGUGACAAUCCCAAGGGGGUCAAAGGAGGUGAGUUGAACACCGGAUCAGGAAGUGCUGAUGGCGUAGGCAACAUACCUGACGAAGCAGUGCAAACGACCACACCAUCAAUUACUGAACCAGGUCAGGUUGAUACUACCAGCAUGGCAUAUUGUCCGGAUCAACCCUCACGGCCUAUGAGCGAGUGACCAGGAUUCUAGGUAACUGAGGUAAGUUUGCGCCUCCGCUUAUCUGUGCAGUUUGCUGGGAGAAAUCAAUGUUCAGUUGAGAGUUAGUAACCCUGGUGAUCUACUCCUUUUGACUUGUCCUGUCCAAACAUGAGGAAUCUUCAAGAAUGAUGGAAAAGUAGAUGGUUUACCAAAACUCAUUGAAAGUGUUGUUAUUGUAGACAUGUCUUUAUCAUCUGAUGUCCUUUAAGGCCUAAAGGGUUGUUCCUCCACUAUUCCUUUUCAUUGUCAGAACUCAGUAGUGUCAUAUGCAGGAGGAAAUUUGAAACAAGUAGAUUACAGCAUUGCUUAGCACUCAUUUUGUUGUACAAUGACGUUGCUGAAGUCCUUUUGUUGUUAGUUGCUGCUGUCAAGGACCAUGAUGCUUGCAUCGUCCUCACAUCCACCAUCUGGUGGACAAUGGAAAUGUUAACACAUGCUACAACGAGCUCUGGGCCAACCAACUAAUAAGUUCCAUAAUAUAAUUUAAAUUUGACUGCUCUAGUCUGUGUCCUUUGUUAGUUCAUGAAUACUGUCAGUUAACCUAAACAUGCGGUCUUUAUUAACAGCAUUGCAUUAUUAUUUACUUUCACGCCAUCCUGCUAACUUUGGUUAUUGUCUUUAAAUUAUGAAAAUAUUGCUUCAAGACUAUGCUUCAUGGUUAUUGUAGAGGAGCUCUUCUGCUCAGGUGCUACACAAACGGAAGCAUUCCGUGGAUACUGAAGGUGCCCUUGCAGUUGCAGAACACACAGUGCAAACUGAACCAUUGGCUAGUGACACCAAUACACAGACAAUUUCAUCUCAGACUGAACUAAAUACAAAGGAGCAUCAGGCUGCAACAGUUAUUCAAUCAGCCUUUCGAGCAUUCUUGGUUGCCACGCGGAUGCUCUUUGGACUACGAUAUGGACAUGAAGACAUUUGUUUUAGUGCCAAAUAUUACUUACUAAUGCCCACAAAGUAUCGUU